Molecule: messenger RNA, 6921 nt
Organism: Drosophila serrata
Lineage: Eukaryota; Metazoa; Arthropoda; Insecta; Diptera; Drosophilidae
Gene: Sec16
Product: endoplasmic reticulum export factor secretory 16
Biological process (GO): Golgi organization
Cellular component (GO): ER to Golgi transport vesicle membrane; endoplasmic reticulum exit site
Source: RefSeq, a predicted model, not a curated record
GCCCAUUGAGUUGGCAUUUGGGAUUUACUGAACGAGAAAAAGAAAUUCCGUAGUUAAUUGUUUAAUAACGACGUCUUAAACAAGUAGAUGUAUUGUUUAGUCAACUGCCAGACGAACCUGUGUGCGUGUAAAUAAGCGAACGAUUUGUCUCCAACAUGUUGCACAACAACGCGCCCUGGCUGCCACCGCAUCAGCAGCAGCCUCCGCAACAGCAGCAGCAUCCGCAGCAACCACAUCCUCCUCUCCUCCAACAGCAGCAGCAGCAACCGCUUCCUGUCCAGCAUCCACAGCAACAGCAGCAGCAACAGCUCUAUGCUAGCCAAAUGUUUCAGCAGCAACAGCAGCCGCCAACGACGAGCUACUGGCCGCAGGAGGAACAGCAGCAGCAGCAGCAGCCGCAGUCGCUGAACUACAACAAUUACUUUGUGGGACAGCAGCAGCAGCCACUGCCCCCGCCGCAACAGCAGCAGCAGCAGCAGCCACUGCCUCCGCCGCAACAGCAACAGCAGCAGCAACUGUAUUAUCCCACGCAUCAGCACCAGCUGGCUCAGGCCCCAGCGGAAACCGCUCUUGAUUCAUUUGAUAACAACAAUAGCGGUGGAGGAGGCAACAGCGUUAGCAGUCGAAACGAUGGCUGGGGAGAUUGGGAUGAUUGGAAUGAUAACAAUAACGCCAGCAGCAACGGCAACGAGGCCGUAAUGGAGAAGUCACAGGAAAAGCUGCUGGAGGACUCCUUCAAUGUCCAAUCCUCGCCAGGCAGUUGGCAGGCUUUUGCCAAUAACAAUGUGGAGUCUCUGCCUCUGCAGCCUCCUGCUCCUAUUUCUUUGCUGCCACAGCAGCAGCAGCCUGUUCCACCGCCACCGGAGCUGGGUCAGGAGCCAGAGCUGGAUGCCAUUGUGCCGCCACAAGCUUUCCAGAAUCAACCAGCAGCUGCUCCACCGCCAACCGCCCUGCCAAUAGUAGCGGCACCCCCACCAGCACUGGCGCCUCCCGCAGCACUGCCUCCUAGCAUUGCACCGGCAACGGCAAUGCCUCCUAACAUGGCCCCAGCUGCCGGUAAUCCCUUCAAGCGGUCAACGGGGCUAAGCAAGCGCGUUAACAUACUGGCCACACCGGGGGAAGGAGGCGCAUCCUCGUCGCCAGCACUUGCUCCAGUGGCUCCAGCAGUAGCACCAAUGGUCCCGUCAGUGGCACCAGCACCAGCAGAGCAGCUUUUUGGGCUACCUGCAGAGGCACAGGGAGAACCUUUCAGUAUACUGGCCGCACUGCCAGUAGCUGCUUCUAUUGGAGCCCCUCUGCCGGCACCCAUACCGGCAGUUAUUCCUGCUCCGGUUCCAGCUCCUGCUCCUGUUCCCGCUCCUGUGGCAUCGCUCUAUGCACCGCCACUGCUGUUGGAACAGCCAGACAACCAGGAGGUGCUCUCUGCUCCGAACGACGAACGUGCACAGUACCUGCAAACGAGCCAUCUGUCCGAGCAGCUGGGUGAGGGUGAAGCGGAUCAGGAUGCUGGCCUCCUGCCGCCACCGGGUCUGUCCCGUCUGGUACUCGGUCAGCCGGAAUUGGACUUCCAGCAGCAGCGUCUGGUAACCGGAGGAACUGAGCAGUCCUCGCUUAAUGUGGCCCAAGCGGCGGCCCUGCAGCAUUUGGAGGAGCGGCAAGCCGACGGUGAGGAUACCUCGGAUGGGGAGCAGCAGGUGCGCAAUUUGCAGACACCACCGCGUCGUGUAGUCACGGGCGUGGAGACUAGUGUCGCUCCUGUAGCGCCGCUUUCUGUGCGCGAACAGCGCGAAGUGGUGCUGGAUGGCGAGAAUCUGGAGGAUCGAGAAGCUGUAUCGCCGCCGCCUACGGCUGAGCUGCCACAAUUACAUCACGUACUGCCCGCCGAUGAGUCGGAGCAAAUGCAUCACAACCCGCAGCAGGCGCUAAGCGACCAACAGCAGCAAUCCCAGCAGCCGUCUCUGCAGCAACAGCAGCAGCAACAACAGCCUCAGCUGGAGAAGCGUGCGGUAGCCGGACGUCGUGGCAAUGCCACCUCGCUAGACCUGGAGUCCGAGGACGAGUCGGACGAGUUUUUGGCAAGCGAAAGGGAGCGGGAUCGGGAACAUGCACGCGAACGCCGUGAUCCCAUUGACGAGAGACCUCGUGGUCGUGGUGGACGAGGCAGCCACUACACCUACGAUGGCGAAACGGAGGACUCGGUGCGCGGUGCUCCCCACAGCGAGGGCAAGGCGCUGAGGGAUAGCCAUCACAGGCGCAGCAACCACGAGUCCACGCGCUCCCGGCGCCACCCCGAACCGGAGGUGGAACGUGAAAGGGAGCGCGAGAGGGACCGUGAUUGGGAACGGGACCGCGAACGCAACUGGCGACGAAGAUCGAACAAGUAUUUCAGCGGCGGAGAGGAUCAGGAACAGCGUUCCUACGAUCACCCGCGGCGCGGCUACAACAACAGCAACUAUGACGGCGAAUCGGAUAACCCCGAGAUGAAUCAUCUGGGCGAGGGCGAGCUGGAAGCCAGCGGCGUCAGUGCACCGGGUAGUGGCGGCCGUAGCAGCAAAACCGGUCGACAGCGGCGCAGUGCCCCUGAGGAUGACUACGAUGACUAUGAACGGCAACCUGAUCGUCACUACUCCUCUCGCCGUUCCGCAAAGCAACAUUCGGCGGAGAAGUCUCGUUCCGGCGGCGGUGGCCGCAGAAGCUACGACAACCAGGGACGCGGCAGCGGCCGCCUCGAUGAUUCCCGACGUUCGCGUCACAAUGAUAUGCGCAACUGGGAUGGCUACGAGGAAUACCGCCGGAAGAGCUCGCGGAACAGUGACCUCGAGAAGGAGCGCAUUAACGGCGGCGGCGGAGGAGGCAGUGCCACAGCCGGUGGUUCCGGUUCGAGCAAGCGUCGCAACCAAUAUGACCAGUAUGCCGGCGUGUCCGGCGCCUACGAUCCGUAUGGCAUGUACGAGCAGAUGUCGCGCAAUCCACAUGCCUAUGCCGACAUGUAUGCCAAGUUCUAUGGCCAGAUGAUCAACUCGAUGACGGCGGCAGUCAAUGCCAAUGCCACCGCUGUUCCCGGUGCUGGUGGAGUGGGAGCAAUGCUGGGAGCCUUGGUCCCUGGCGCAGUGCCAGCUGCGGCAGCCACCCAACUGGUGGCGGGAAGUGUAAGCGGAGGCAGUGAAGCAGCUUUGCUCAGAGAGCGCGAAAGGUAUACACACGCAUACAUAACCCAAGCCAAUGAAUUCCAUCGUCGUCAACAUUACAAAGAGCUGAUCUACCAGCAACAACAACAACAACAGCAGCAGCAAGAUCAACAUCAGCAUCAGGACAUCGUCCUCAACAGCAGUUUGAACGAGGAUAAUGCCAGUUUCUAUGGAGGAGCAUCAUCGAUAUAUGGCCAAUAUCCAUCCUAUCUGUCCAGUGCACGAUCGCUGAGUAAUUUGAAUGGAGAUGGACGCAAUUCCCGCUGCGGACCAUAUUAUGCUGGUUCCGAGUGCGGUCUCGAUAUCAGAGCUGCUGCCACUCCUGGUGAAGCAGCCGGAGCAGCACCAUCGACCACAUAUGGAGGUGUGACCACCACCGCUGUAGUGGCCCGUCCGCCCAGGCGGCGCACUCCCCUCCUAUUUAACCGGCCGCAUCUGGUGGCCUCGUAUGCGAUGAGUCUGCUCCUGAAGGUGAAGCCCAAGUACGCCGGCCGGGGACGCAUUCGCAACGAUGUGGAGGUGGCGCCGCUUCGCAUUCGCGACGGUACGAGCAGUCUGUUCCGGAUGUAUCCGGGUCCGUUGCAGGGCCGCAAGCUGCACAAGGACAAGAUCAUUAGCUUCUGCAAGGAGCAGAUACGCCUGGGACCCACGCGCGGUUGCACCAUGCUGUAUGCCACGCAAAAGAAGCCGCAGGGCAGCGUGAACAAGUAUCGGGCCUCCCAUGCCCUCAUGUGGCAUCUGCUCAUCUUGCUGCUGCGCCAGAACGGGUAUAUUGCCGACACAGAUGUGGGUGACCUGUUGCUGGACAACCAGCAGGAGUAUCCCUACGAUCCGAGUGAAUACGAGGCGGUGGGUGAGCCAGAUGCGGAUGAACAGCAGCUGCAGCAGCAGCAAGAUGGCCAGGCUCAAGGUCAAGCGGAGAAGCCACUGGAUGACUCUGAGGCGGACAGUGAGGCGGUGGGAGGAGCUGGUGCUGUACCAGAGCCCACAGCCGGUGCAGCUACAAUCGGUGCCAAUGCGACGGUGGGCGAAGCAGCAGCAGCAGCAGCAGGUCUGACCACGUCGCCGCUGUCAGAACAGGCGGCCACGGACAAGUUCCGCAGCUAUGUGCUGCGCGGCAAUGUCGAGGAGGCCCUCCAAUGGGCCACCGACAACGGCCUGUGGACGCAUGCCUUCUUCUUGGCCCUCUACGAGGAUCGGUAUGCCCUGACCGAUGUGGCCCAGAAGUUCCUCAAUCGAGCCAUCAAGGCGAACGAUCCCCUGCAGACGCUCUACCAAAUGAAGAGCUGCCGCACACCGGCCUGCGUCAGCCAGCUGAGGGAUGAGCAGUGGGGCGACUGGCGUUCACAUCUGUCCAUUCUGGUCACAAACAAGAGCCGCCAGCCGGAGUACGAUCGCAGCUCGGUGGUGGCCCUGGGCGACACACUGUUCCAGCGCGGUGAUAUCUAUGCGGCCCACUUUUGCUAUCUGGUGGCCCAGGAGGAAUUCGGGCGCUACGAUAGCUCCGCCACGGAGCUAACCACGCUAACGGCCAACGUGCCCCGUCUGAUCCUGCUGGGUGCGUCGCAUUACAAGCCCUUCAACGAGUUCGCCAGCAACGAGGCCAUCAUCAUGACGGAGAUCUACGAGUACGCCCGCUCCCUGUUCGAUCCCAAGUUCAGCAUUGCUAACUUCCAGCACUACAAGUUCCUGCUGGCCACGCGCAUCCUAGACUAUGGCCAGCACUUCCGCUGCACUAACUAUCUAGAGCAGAUCGCACGACACAUUGAGCUCAAGCCUGAGAGCUACGACAGUGACUUUAUCCAGCGGGUCUGCGGCCUGGCCGAACGUCUACGCUACCACGAUCCCAUUCUUAUCAACCGCGUCUCCUUCGCGAGUCCCCCGAAUGCCAGCAGCAAGGAUGCUGCCGCUCCAGAAGAGAAGGCUUGGCUCCGCCAGCUGCGCUCAUUGGCCGAUGUGCAGCCCCAACAUGAGCAGCUCCAGCAGCAGCAGCAGCAGCAGCAACAGCAAGAGCAACAGGAGCAGCAGCAACAGCAGGAAGAAAUUUAUCAGCAAUUUGCAGAGGUGAACAAGCAGUUCAGGGAACUGAAUAUGCAAUAUCGCAACGACAACACGCUGCAGCAGUCUCCGCCGCCGGCUGAGGCACAGCCCCUGCCGGAGCAACAUCAGCAGCAGCCGCCGGCGGUACCGCAGCAGCAGCAGCAAUACUAUGAGCCAGCCCCACCACAAGCCCAACCGGAGACUGAAGUCUAUGGUCAACAACAGCAGCAGCAGCAGCAGCAACCUCCGCUUUACUACGAUCCCAAUGCGACAGCCCAGCAGCCGUACGACCAGCAACUGCUGACCUCCAAUUAUGGCCAAAUAGACACAGCCACUGAGGCGUACCAGGGACAGGCAUCGGAGGCUGCACCUGCAGCUGUUCCUGCCUAUGGCUUUGAUUACUGGUCCGGCACACAGCAGCCACCAUACGGCGAUGAGCCGAAUGAUAAUCAAGCAGCGUUGACCGAGGAGGAGGAUGAGGAUGAAGAUGAACCUCAGCCUCAGCCUCAGCAUGUGCUGACCAAGCAUCAGCAGAAGCUGGUGGAGCAGCAUACGCUUAGCAAUGGCAGCAAUCGCUUCAAGUCGAAUGCCUUGAAGCAGGAGAUCAGUGCCAAUUCCUUGCGCAAAAAGCCAACAGCAGGACCUUCGGCCACACCUUCGAUAGCAGCGGCAGCAGCAGCAAUUGCCCAAAUUACGCCAGCAACAGUGGCAGCAUCAUCGUCCUCGACAAAGGCAUUCAAUUUGAAUGACCUCCAGCAGCCGCAGCAGGGUCGUCCGGCCAUCUCCAUGCCCAAGUCGAAGAGCUACGAGGACGAGGAUGAUAGCGGCCCGAAGGCCUCGCUCAGAGGUGGAGGCUCCUUCGAUGCUGCUGGCAGUAAACAGCAGCAGGCAACGUCGGGCGCCGGCAAGCACGCCAACUCUGGCGGCGAUCUUGGUGCCCCACCUGGCAAUCAGAACUCUGGCUGGUUCGGUGGUCUCUGGAACAAGCUGUCGCUGAAGCCAAAGAACCAAAUGAUCCUUCCGGAUGACAAGAAUCCGACCAUUGUGUGGGACAAGGAGCGCAAGUGCUGGACAAACACCGAGGGCAAUGUCGACGAGACGGAAAGCUUUAAGCCACCGCCCAAGAUGAGCGAUUUGGGUGUGGCCAGUAUGCCGCCAGGUGGCAUGGGAAUGACCAAUGCCAAUCCACCAAUGUUUACCAAUCAUCAAGCCGAACAUCAGUUGCUGGAUCAGUCGCAACAGCAACAGCAUCAGGCACAGCCACAGCCACAGCCACAGCAGACCCAGCAACCGCAGAUGAUGUACGGCAGUCCCAUUGAUUAUACGGCUGCCCCGGCGCCCGAAAUGAUCCCCACAAUGCCAUUACCUGCCUCAACACCAGGAGCUGCAGCAGCACCCGUGGCAGCUGGACAACCCGCCCCAAGUCCAAUUGCCGCUGCUGCCAUUCCCGGCGGACCCCAGCCCAAGCUGCAGUCGAACAUGUUUAAGAUGCAACGUAAUCGCACUUUGAAGAACUCCUAUGUGGAUGUGUUUAAUCCCUCGGGUGCUCCCAUGUCGGCGACACCCGAUAAUGUGCUGGCACCGAUAAUGGCGCCAGCUGCAGUGCCUCAAGGCGGUUACUUUGUGCCCGGAGCGGCGCCCGGGCAGCAGCAACAGUAGCAGCAAGUGCAGUAGGAGCAGGAGCAGCAGCAGG